AUGUCGCCGGCGGAUGUCCGUGUGACACGAGACCAAAAGCUCGGAAAGCAAAGUCGCAUCGACAGUUCCGCAGCCAGCUGUCCCAUGUGUCAAGCUAUCUCAAGCUUGGUCAGAACUGCGGGACUCUAUACACCCCAUCAUGAGUUCUUCGAGGGUGACCCAGAUUGCUCGUUGAGCAUUUAUUGCGACCCGGUGGAUGGACCUGCGAUCGAGGUACCGAAAUCCGCUGGUAACGACAAGAUAUUAGGAUGGUUAACAGCAAAAGGGCUGCGAUCUGGACAGUCUUACCCCGUUGCACUCUUGGUUUUCUUCGGAAGGAUAUCCUUGACGUGGAACGCACCAGUGACUGCUCCGAGUCUCACUCUAUUCGACUGCUUUCAGACUCUGGAUCCGGCAGAGGAUGAGAUUAUCGGAGACACCAGCAUCAACAGACCUCGUAGCCUCUUCAGUGGGCGCGAGAGACCGGUCAUCAUUGACCCAGACCUGCCGCGGCGGUGGCUACGUAGCUGUUUGGAAGACCACAAGGAUAUUUGUCCUCUGAAUAGGAGGCAAAACAGAACGGCUUCUACCUUUCGCCUUAUCGAUACGAGCACCAAAGCAGUUGUUGAGUUCAGAGGCCAUCGUCUUGGGGAUAUCCAGUACGUAGCCCUAAGCUGUGUAUGGGGUAACGGGCACAAAAUUACCCCGAGGCAUGACACUGUCACGCAGCUACAGUUGACUGGUUCAUUACCAGUAGCUGGACCGCAGACAGUCUUGGAUGCGAUCAAAUUUACCUCUGACAUGGGCAUCCGCUACCUCUGGGUGGACGCUUUCUGCAUCAUCCAGGACGACGAAAAUGACAAAGCCGCCCAGCUCCAGCUUAUGGCUGAGAUCUAUCAGUAUGCCCUCUUCACAAUCGUGGCUGCUGCUGGCAACAACGCACAAGCAGGACUUCCAGGCAUCAGCAUACCCAGGGAAGCCGUUCAACAAAAAGUGUUGGUGAAGAAAGCAGAGAGUCCAGAACUGGCGCCCAUAUGGCUCAUUUCGACACUAGCACCGCGGGACAAGAUGAGAGAGUAUGCUUGGUCUACCCAUGGAUGGACACUGCAAGAAAAAGUCUUGUCCCGACGCGUCCUCACCUUCACCGACAAGCGAUUGCUAUGGAGAUGUCGACAGUGCAAAAAGUGGGAGGAGAUUGACACAGAAACUGCCAGCGACUUAUCUUGCUCUCUCCGAUACGAGGGAACCGGAGGUCGCAGCCUCGACCUCGACCCCUUUAUGGAACCCAACCCAUCACGCAUCGGUCAAGCAGAGAUCACAGCAUCCCCAUGGCAAAACUUAUCCUCCUUGAUAUCCGAAUUUGCACGUCGGGAUCUUAUCGUACAAGGAGAUGCCCACGACGCCGCCUCCGCCAUCCUCAGAGAGUACACCAUCCAAACGGGCGUACAGUUCCUAUGGGGUCUACCUGCUGAUGCUCGCUUUGAGCUUGCUUUGUGUUGGCAUUACACCACCAAGCCCUCCGAAUUAGAUCCGCAUGCAGGGAAACCGCUUAGACGGCGCCAGGAGUAUACGACCUUGCCCACUACCUCUUUGCAGCAGAGGGUACCGUUCCCGAGCUGGUCGUGGCUGGGGUGGAGAGGGCCGAUUGAUUUGCCGGAUUUGGAUUAUUCCCAAGUGUUGACGCCCAUCGUCGCCUAUGUACUCAAAAACACGCCUCUCGAGCUCGUCAGGACGUCAACUCUCACACCAGAGGCAGAUACACAUGCACCAACCAGCCACAAACAAAACGACGAUCCAGACGCAUCGCUAGUAACCCUCGACAUGAUCGUCACAGAAUUACCAGACCUUACCUUCGACCGACUCUCCCUCAUCCCCGACGAUCAAAUCCUCUUCUUCUGGGCCGAAACCGCCCACUUCUUUCUCUCACCUCUAUCAAAGUCGAACCAUUCCUCAGAUCGCGGUAGACCAAUCUACGACGAGAAGGGCGAAUACUGUGGGGAUGUGGGACCGUUACCAGGGGCAGUUGGGGCAGUUGACGAUGAUGCAGAUGAGGAGGACGACUUUGGUCGGGACAGCUCUUCAGCAAGGGAUGCCAAGGGCACCAGCACGAGCACCAGCAACAACAAUCAGCGAGCCGAGUUCAUCGCCCUCCGUCGUUUCACCUACAUUUGUCUUGUUCUCCAGGUCGAGAGGCGGGAAGGAAUCGUGUACAGGGUCAAUAUUUGGCAGAUUGACGCGCAGGCGUGGCGAAGAAGUAGGCUGAGAAGGGAGCUUGUUGCUCUUGGGUAG
Neurospora tetraspora is the source of this 2268-nucleotide messenger RNA. RefSeq names its product heterokaryon incompatibility protein-domain-containing protein. The record is from RefSeq and is a predicted model, not a curated record. The transcript has 3 exons. NCBI's taxonomy places the organism in Eukaryota, Fungi, Ascomycota, Sordariomycetes, Sordariales, Sordariaceae. The coding region runs from base 1 to 2268 and encodes 755 amino acids.